AAUCCCAUAUCUUGUAGUUUCGUUUCGUGUCAAACAUAAAGUAAAGGAACACAGUGACCCAGUAACCUUCCCAAAAUACAAAUGGAAAGUGACCCGGGAACCUGUCGCUUCGAUUAACAAGAUAUUAUCGGAUUUGCCUUCGUCUUUUGCCAUCUGGGUUCUUUUUAGCUUCAUGCUUCUCUCAUUGGAAAUCUCAAAAAGGUCAAAGCCUGCCCUUGUGUUGUGUUGAAGCUUCUUUGUUUUGUUGUUCAUGCGAGCUCAUGGGUUAUCAUCAAUGAGCAGUUCAAUUACAACCAGACUGGGUUACCCGUAAACCUUGUAAUGAGUUGGUUUGCAUGCCGGUGUUGAUUAGCCCUAGUUACUUGACCUAAUCAAGAGAUCUACUGCAAUGUCAGUUGCACCAGUUGAGAAUAUGGCAUCUUUGAACACAGAUCUUUUCUACGAUAUAUUGAGGCGUCUUGAUGGACCGACUUUGGCUAGUGCAGCAUGUGCUUGUGCAGCAUUCUGUUCCAUCUCAAAAGAAGAGAGAUUAUGGGAAGAUGUGUGCUCUUCUAUGUGGCCUUCAACUAAUAGGGAGGAUGUCAAAAGUUUAAUAUUAUCCAUUGGUGGAUUCAGAAAGUUCUAUGCUGAUUGUUUUCCCCUUAUAGUAAACAAGGAAGUUUCAGAGUAUCAAUGGAAUGACUACCUUGAAUACCCUGAGGAAUGGACUGAGGCUGAAUACUACGGCGACAUGGAUGAAUUUGAAAGUAUUUCACCAUCGGAUUUUGUUUCUCUUGUGGACAUCAGGUACAAGGAUAAAAUAAUCUGCUCAAAAGUUCUUUGGGGCAUUCCAAAUGCAAAUGGCUUCAAUGGUUGGUUUUACAACUGCCCCUUUCGGAUUGAUCUUCUUACUUAUGCUGAUAGAGACGAUGACAACGAUGGUGAGGUUUUCCUUUCUGUUGCUGAUGGUCUUCCACCAAUUACUUCUAUGGAGACAGAAAGGAAAGAUGGGAAGUUGUGGCGGGGGCUUCGUGAUGGACUCCGGCUUAGUUGGAUUGUUGUAAAUAAGAAAAUAAAGCAAGCUGCAAAUCUUGCUAGCUGGUGCCCUCUUGGAGGUCAAAGGCAUUGGCCAACAGACAAGGAUUUUGUGAUUCGCUUUGGAUCCAUCCUUCCUGCCAGAGACAUCCUUCCAUGUCAAGUAGUAGAAUGCAUCCUUAGUAUGAAGUUCAGAGUGAUUUAUACUGAGGGUGAAGGUGUACAGACAACUCUUAAGUUAACAGAAUUAAGCAUGCAGCUGGAAGACAUGGAAGGCUCUCACGUCAAUGGAAGAAACAGUUUGCUUAUUCUUAAGGAAGCAUUGAGCUGCCGUCGGAGCAAAAACUACAGCGAAGUUCUUGAAUCUUGUCACUUAUACUCGAAGGUACAGAACGAGCUAAAAGAGGAGAAGAUGAGAAACGAAAGCAGGUUAGAUAGACUUUGCAUCUUAAGUGGCGUUGCUGCAUUCGUAAGCUUCUGUUACUAUGUUUUGUGAACAAGUGCCUCUUUUGGUUUGACACUGUUAACUGUAACAGCCCUAACGAACAUUUCACGAUUGUACUCUUCUCUAAUGUAAAAUUCAAUUUUGCUUCAAUUAAUCUAAGGUUCUUGCCCUUUUUU
Prunus mume (Japanese apricot) is the source of this 1635-nucleotide messenger RNA. RefSeq names its product F-box protein At2g27310-like. The record is from RefSeq and is a predicted model, not a curated record. Gene Ontology annotation, molecular function: protein binding. Lineage: Eukaryota; Viridiplantae; Streptophyta; Magnoliopsida; Rosales; Rosaceae.